GAUAACAUAACAUGAUCAGUAGCAAUAACGUGAGAGCAUGGACGGCCAGCCGAACGCGGAUUGGAAAAGUAGGAUUUCACACACACACAAACACAAACACACAUUUGUAGAGUUCUACGCACCUUCUUUGGAAACCACAGGUAGAAAGUUGAGUCUUAUUUAUGUAUGAACACAGUGCACACAACCAGAAGAGAAAGUUUAGAUAGGGAGAGGAAGGGACAGAAGACAGAUCGAGAGAGAGAGAGAGAGAGAGAGAGAGGGGAAAAGAGAAAUCCUUUUGUGAUUUAUCCUCUACUACUUUGUUCUUGUUCAUCAUUCAUCAAUUGUCGAAAUAAUGGUGAUGGGUAAGGAGAAGGAGAAAGAGAAGAAGAUGUUGGUAGUGGGAGUGUGGAACUUCGCUGCAGAGCUUAAACUUUUGUUAACAGCGCUUGUGAUUCUCUGCAGUUUGGCCACGCUUCUUCAGUUCCUCCCUUCUCGUUUCACCAUCUCCGCUUCCGAUCUCCGCUUCUGCAUCUCCAGGGUCGUCACCACCACCCAACCAGCUCUACCCCCCAUUUCAAUCUCCUCUGCAGCUGCUUCACUAGUGCUGGCAGCACCAACUUCUUCACCUUUACCUUCUCCGCCACCACCGCCACCACCACCGCCGCCGCCGCUUGAACAACAAGAUCAGAUGCUGGACAAUGGCGUCCUCAAGCGGGGCUUCCGUCCGUACGGUGCCGCGGCCUACACCUUCGUCACCAUGGGGGCUUACAGAGGAGGCCUCAACACCUUCGCCAUUGUGGGCAUAGCUUCGAAGCCCCUCCACUUAUACUCCAAGCCGACCUACCAGUGCCAGUGGGUCCCUCACCUCAACUCCUCCGAACCCAUCUCCGCCGUCGGCUACAAGAUCCUCCCGGACUGGGGCUACGGCCGCGUCUACACCGUCGUGGUCGUCAACUGCACCUUCUCCCAACCCAUCAAUGCCGACAACUCCGGCGGAAGGUUACUCCUCCUCGCCUCCACCUCCGGCGGCGGUGACCGCAACCUUAACGUCACCGACACCAUCCAUGCCUUGACAGAGUCUCCCAGAUCCUUGGAUUUCUCUGUGUUCACUUCCAGGCCCAAGUACGAUUAUCUAUAUUGUGGGUCGUCGUUGUAUGGCAAUUUGAGUCCCCAGAGAGUGAGAGAGUGGUUGGCGUACCAUGUGAGACUGUUCGGGGAGAGAUCGCAUUUUGUGAUACACGACGCGGGUGGCGUUCACGAGGAGGUUUUGGAGGUGUUGAGGCCGUGGAUGGAGAAGGGCUUUGUGACAUUGCAGGAUAUAACAGAGCAGGAGAGGUUUGAUGGGUACUAUCACAACCAGUUCAUGGUGGUCAAUGAUUGCUUGCACAGGUACAAGUUUAUGGCCAAGUGGAUGUUCUUCUUUGAUGUGGAUGAGUAUAUAUAUGUGCCUCCAAAGAGCACCAUCAAGUCCGUUCUCGAUUCGCUUUCGGAGUAUUCCCAGUUCACCAUUGAGCAGAUGCCCAUGAGCAGUAAGCUCUGCCUCUACGAACCUGCCGGCAGAACCUACAGGAGAUGGGGGUUUGAGAAGCUUGUAUACAGGGACGUGAAGAAAGGAAUUAGGAGGGACCGGAAAUACGCGGUGCAACCGCGCAAUGUGUAUGGAACAGGGGUGCAUAUGUCGCAAAACAUCGCAGGUAAAACAACACAUAAAACGGAGGGCCGGAUCAAAUAUUUCCAUUACCAUGGAACCAUAGCAACCCGACGCGAACCCUGCCGGAACCUGAUCAACUCGACAGAGAUCACCUUCGAGAAACUCCCUUAUGUUAUGGACACCACAAUGAGAGAUGUUGCUGGGUAUGUGAAGAAAUUCGAGCUCAAGAUGAUUGGAUCCAGGCUACAAAGGACACGGCAAUGACAGCAUAUUUUUGUUUUUUUCCUUAAUUCCAGCCCUUUUGGUCUCUCUCUCUCUCUCUCUCUUUUUUUUUUUUUAAUGGUUACAUUUGUAUGAUAGCUUGAAAUGGGGGAUGGUAUAGAUACGGUAGAGCAUGUUAUUAGGGAAAAAAGAAAGAGUAUAAUAGAGGUGGUGUGGAAUUCUUUUGUAUUUUUUAAUGUUCAUUGAUAACAUUUGUUGGUUU
Molecule: messenger RNA, 2117 nt
Organism: Alnus glutinosa
Lineage: Eukaryota; Viridiplantae; Streptophyta; Magnoliopsida; Fagales; Betulaceae
Product: galactan beta-1,4-galactosyltransferase GALS3-like
Exons: 2
Coding region: 335-1897 (520 amino acids)
Source: RefSeq, a predicted model, not a curated record